UCGAGGCUCCUGGUUGGUUGCCGGCCCGGGAAAGGGCUCCAUUGUUUUCACUUUCCAUUCAUACGCGGGCGCGGAGCUGCAGGCCCGCUAAUCUUCCGUGAAAUGCCGUCGUUGCCCCCGAACCGAUGCGUCCUCCGUGUCCGGAUCUUCGCGCCGCGUCCGUUGGAUUUGGAUUUUUCCCCGGUGACAUGAGUUCGCGCGCCCGUUUUCGGAUUUUGUGACACGAACAAAGUUGAAGUUGCCCCUGCCAUGUGUGUGUGUCCCAAGUUCUGAUCCAUGUGUGCCACCUGAGACGGACUAAUGAAGCUGUUCACGAUAUUGCCUUGGGUCGUCUUCCUUGUGUCAGCAGACUCGGAAAUCAGUGACGAGACAGGCAACUACGACGAAGUCAGUAAAUCUGAUAACCUGCGACUUGACCUAGACGAGUUUCUGAAGACUUAUCCAGUCGGCUCCGGAGAAGUUGUCACAGAGGAUGGGCACAUCAAUCAUUACGACAGUGGAUUCGAUCAUAAAGGACCAGGCUCCAGUCAUCCAGGUCACCUAGGGCAUCCAGGACAUCCGGGGCACCCAGGACCUCCAGGGCAUCCAGGUCAUCCAGGUCAUUUAGGUCAUCCAAGUCAUCCAGGACAUCCCAGUCAUCCAGGACACCCGAGUCAUCCGGGACACCUAAGUCAUCCAGGACAUCCGGGUCACCCAGCUCACCAUCCAUCAUCUGGCGGUGGCUUCGUCCCCAGCAACGGUGGAUUUGUACCUAAUCACGGCUUGUCUUUCGAUGCUGACCUCGAGCGACUCAAAGCAGAGAGACAACUAGAGCAAACUCUAUUACAUGGAGGUGGGGGUCAUGGUUUCAUACCUAGUAACCCCCAUCCACCAUCCUACACCUCCGGCUACAGACCGGAACAUGUAGGACCUAAAAAAGUCCCGUACAGAAAUAACUACGAAGGAGGCGGCCCAGGUCCAGGAGCAGGUCCGGGACCAGGGCAAGGCUCUUAUCCAGGCAACGGAGGACAGGGCUUCGUUCCCUCCGGUGGCCAAAGCUUCAGCCCUGGUAGACCAGGUAAAAAUCUAGGACCGAAUUACAAGAAUGUAGCAAGUCCUGGUGGACCGUUGCCUCCACCCAGUGGUAGCGGUUUUCGUCCGAAUUCUCCUAGUGGAUUCAGUAGCCCGUCCAGUGGAAUCGGCUUCAAUGGGCACGGGGGUCAUGUAGCUGACAACGGUUUCAGAGGCCCAAGUUCCAAUGGCGGCGGUAGAAACCCCAUCAGCGGGCCAGGAUUUCCAUCUGGGGUUGAUGAUCCCAGUCUGAAUUCAUUUGCCAGCGAUUUCGACGAUUACAGAGAUAGCAACUCGGUCGACGGGCCCGGUCCGAGUGGGUUCGGUAGCCCUGGCGGCACGGAUUUCGACGAUACCUGGCGCGGCACUCCCACGCCGACACCCUUAGUGCCCACGCACAACCUAGUGCCCACUCAUGUCCAGCCCCCGACACAUAAUUUAAAGCCGAUUAUUCACAAGCAUGUGUACGUGCACGCUGCCCCUCCGGACGACGACCCCCCGCCGAGGCCACCAGUGGUGUAUCAUUCCACUCCCCCAAAACAGAACUACCAAAUAGUGUUCAUCAAGGCGCCAGCGCCUCCACCCCCCGCGGUUCCCGUCAUACCACCCCCACCACAACACCAAGACAAGACGCUCAUCUACGUGCUGCAUUCAAAGCCUGAGGACGCUCCACCCAUCAAAAUCCCGCCGCUGCCCCCGACCAAACCGAACAAACCCGAGGUCUUCUUCAUCCGGUACAAAGGCAACAAAGGUUCCCGCGAUGAGCUCAGCUUCCCGAACCUGCCCCCGGGCUUCGAGCUCCCGCCGUCCUUCUACCACCGUCGCUUCGGUCGACAGGACAAAAACCAGGUGCGACUUCCGCCACUCCCGGAGACCAAAUACUCCGAGGAGAACCAAUCUGAGGAGGCCGAUCAGCCCUGGAGCGGCGAGGAAUCAAGUCAAAGCAGCGACCAGAAACCUCUCUCCGAGCCGUCCAGCGCCGAGGAGUCGGACACCUCGACCUACCACGAACCUGGAUCCAACUACAAUGAACCCACCUCCGAGGGAGAAUCCACGCGCUCCGAGUCGAAGCGCAUGUGGGAGGCCGAGUCAAAGUGGAGUUCUGGACCAGACACGGAGAAAAGCGACUCUAACGAGUCUAAAUUAACGUGGGAUUCCUCGACGAAAAAAUCCGAGACCCCGUCCGUUUCUUCGGUUUGGAGCACUUCCUCGCCGAAACUCAACGAACAUCAUACUCCUUGGACGGCCUCCACGACGAAUUACGAUGACGUCCAAAGCUCGCGGAGUUCCUCCCUGGGGUCUGAUAGUGACAGCUUUUGGAGCACUUCAUCUCCAUCACUGAGUGCUCAUCAAAGUUCUUGGGAUGCCCCUUCGAAAAGUUCGGAUGAUAGACAAAGCUCCCGGACUAAUUCUUUGCCGAGGCAAAGCGAUACCGUAACUAUUUGGAGCACCUCUUCUCCCGAGAAUGAAGAUGAUCAUAAUUCAUGGAAAGCUUCCUCUGCUGAUCAUGAGGAAAAGCAAAGCUCUCGCAGUACUUCUUCUCCUAGAAAAGGCGAGAGCCUCAACCUUUGGAGCACAUCAUCUCCAAGAAAAAGCGAUAGUCUGAACCUUUGGAGCACCUCGUCUCCGAGACACUUUGAUGGUGAGAGUCCGUGGAGCACUUCCUCUCCGAGCCAAAAUAGUAAGAAGAGCUCUUGGAGCACGUCUCAUCCACGACAUGAUAGUCAGAGUUCUUGGGGAACCGCCUCCCCAAGAUAUGGCGAUAGUCCGUCGUGGAGUUCAACAACUCAAAACUCAGACUCUCAUCCAGCCAUUGAAAAGUCCGCGGGUGGCGGGGGCGGGGGUAUCCUCACGACGAAAUCGUCUUGGAAUACUGACACCACAGUCUACCGCGACUCGACGCUAUCGGAGUUCCCCGAUUCGAACCCCUCGCCAUCUAGGUUUAAGAGUCAGUCAGAGUUGCCACCUAGCUCGACUACUUGGCGCGGGCCUGACUCUGUCUCCUCUGAGGAUAUGGCAAAAAUGAUGGAAAGAAUCCACUCAGAAGAUAUUCUUAAAGUUGCGCCUAAGGUAGAUACGGCCACUAUGAGCUCCACCGAGUACUAUAAUGAAAUUAAUAAUCUUAGGAAAAGUGACGAUCUGAGAAGCGCCGAGAACGAGGAGAAUUACGUCAAGGUCAGUUUCAAAGGGAACGUUGUUCCAAGGGGAAAGAAUGCUCACUAGAUACUUAUUCUAAUUUCAAGGUGCUUCUCCUUAGUGUAAAUAUAUUCGAGGAGGAGAGUUUCAUGUGAAUCUUCCAUCACAUUAACAUUCAGCAGUAUGGUGACGAAAAAUACGUCUUUUUGCCACUAAGUAUGUCACUUGUCACUUUGAUAUUUUGAACGUUGGUGUGAUAUGGAUUACAAUAUUAUGAGGGUCCUUUUUUGUAAAUUUUUUUUUUCAAAGUGAUACAUGCGCAAAUAUUUUGAACAAAAGGAUUAUUUAAAUAAAUGCAUGAACGGAUUACGGAUUGACGCACGAGUAGUUUCUAGACAGAGUGUGACUGAUUUUGUCAAUGUGCGUUGAAAUUUAGUGUAGGUACAACUAAAAUGAAAAUGAAGUAAUGCAUUCUAUAUAAUGAGAAUCCCAGUUGUAUAGGUGUACUAAAUGUCAACGCACGUUGGAAAAAAUAGCCAUUUUUGUACUGCAAUCAUUGUAAAAUCUACGCAUUGUUUAUCCAGUAGUUAAUAGACUGAGAUACUAAAAAUAGCUGUAGUCGCCGUCGCCAUGGUGAGGAGACAUUUCAUUCGCAGAGAGGAAUAACAUGUAGGUAAAAUUGCAAUGGAAUUUAUGGUUGUUCUGGCCAGUUGUAAUAAUGUUUCCAAGAAAUUAUGAUCGCAUGUAAUUUUUGACUCCUUCUAAACUUCUCCGCAUUUCAAUUGCAGAAAAUAUUAUCAUUUCGUGCAAGGAAACUUACCUUUAAAAAGGUUCAAGAAAAAGUCAGGUUUGAAAGCCAACCUUGCCAAAUUUGUUAUGAGUAGAAAUGUGGAGACUAGUGUAUCGAAUAAUGAAAUUAUUGAAGCCGAAAUUCACAUUUCAGCAGCCAUCAUUUAUCACACGAUAGGCUGGUAAUUGAAUGUUUUAACGAUGAAAUGCAUGUGUAUUUAGAACUGUUUUUCAUGAGCUAUGGCAUUGCCAUGUUGCCUUUUAAAAAUUACUUAA
Molecule: messenger RNA, 4251 nt
Organism: Bemisia tabaci
Lineage: Eukaryota; Metazoa; Arthropoda; Insecta; Hemiptera; Aleyrodidae
Biological process (GO): chitin-based cuticle development
Cellular component (GO): chitin-based extracellular matrix
Molecular function (GO): structural constituent of chitin-based larval cuticle
Source: RefSeq, a predicted model, not a curated record